AUUUUCCCGCGCUCAACUUGGUCGCGCGCGUCAGUCUGGUGCAGCAACGCGCCAAAACCAGAAGCCCGGACAAGUGCCGCUCGGAGUGCGCAUCCCGCCCGGCCACGUGGCGGAAACGAGGCACGGAAUCCGCAGUUUCCACCAUGCCCUGCGGAGCGGCUCGAGAUGGUGUGAAUAAGGAAAUGGAUGGUGGCAAGUGAGAAUCAAAGUAUAAAAGGAGAUUAUCUAAUUAGCAUCCUUGAAGUGACAAUGGUGCCGGCGGGAGGUUGUCUCUUCGCCUCCCUGGUGCUGUCGGUAGUGGUGUCCGCCGCCACCUCCUACAACAAUAUCGGAACUUAUCCCCCAGCGCAUUUGAACGAGGUUGGGACGAGUGAGCCAGAGCCAGACUUCGGAGACGUGAUCAAGAACGUGACAGUUGCUCUGGGACGGGAGGCGGUGCUCUCCUGCAUAGUGGACAACCUCGGCGACUACAAGGUGGGCUGGCUCAGGACGGAUACACAGACCAUUCUCAGCCUGCACAAGAAGGUCGUGACGCACAACACGAGAAUCUCCGUCACUCACAGCGAGCCGAGGACGUGGAACCUGCAUAUCAGAGCGGUGAAGGAGGAGGACCGGGGGUGUUACAUGUGCCAAAUCAACACCUCGGUCAUGAAGAAGACAGUGGGGUGUGUUGAUGUACAUGUCCCACCCAACAUCAUUGACGAGGAGACAUCUGGGGACAUUGAGGUGCGGGAUGGAGAUAGCGUGUCCCUGGUUUGCACGGCGCGCGGUUACCCAGAGCCCAAGAUCCUGUGGCGCCGGGAGGACAAUGAGAAAAUAAUGUUGCGACAAGGACGAGGCAACAAGUCCAAGGUGGAUGAGGUGGAGGGCCGCUUCCUGAACCUGACGAGGGUGAGGCGGAAACAGAUGGGCGCGUACCGGUGCAUCGCCAUGAACGAGGUGCCGCCAGCCGUCAUGAAGAGGAUCCUUGUCAAAGUGUCCUUCGAGCCCACGAUACAUGUGCCCAACCAGCUGGUGGCGACUCCCCUGGGCAAGGACCUCCGCCUCUCCUGCCACGUGGAGGCGUUCCCCAAGCCCAUCACAUUCUGGCGCAUCAACAAUGACAUCAUGAUCAUCAACGGGCCCAAAUACAAGGUGGAGGAGUCUUCCUGGACGUACCACACCAACAUGUCUCUUCUCAUACGGAACGUGGAGAAGGCGGACAUCGGCAUUUACACCUGCGUCGCGAGAAACUCUAUUAGUCAGGCCGAGGGGCAGAUCCGCACCUAUGAGAUCGAUCCUCCGGUGCCCGCCACCCACCGCCCCACCACUGACAGAGGUCCUCCAGGUGGUAAUAUCUUCUCCAACGCCCUUGAUCAUAGUGCCAAGCCUUCAGGUCUGCACAAAAACCACGUGGACGAGGAAUACCACCAACACAAGAUGACGGAGGACACUUCCCAGAUCUCUAUCAACAAAGGUAAGCGGAAGGACCUGCACGGGCUCACUCUUGACCUGGACAACGGCCGCAAUCCCGCCCACCGCCCGGCACUGUCUGGGGCGGGCGUGAGGGUCUCAGCCACGGCCGGCCUCCUCCCGUUCUGUCUCCUCCGUGUCCUCCGCUCAUUGGUUCUGAAACAUCCGCUCACCUCCUAGUCAUAAGUGUUCGGCAUUAUGGUCCUCUUCAGGUUUCGCGCGUGUGUGUCUACGCGUCUCUAUCACUGUAAUGUUCUUAUGUAAACAAAAAAAAUUGCUCUGUUUUUCCUUGCGGUUAAUGUUGACGUUGUCCUCUUGUCACGCACGCGUCCCCGGAGCAUGAAAACCCUUGCACUUCUCUCCGUAACGCUACACAGGAACGAGUCUCGGAAGAUUGGCUGUCAAGAGGAGCAUCGUCCGAUCUACAGUGGUAUUCUAAAAGUGAUUUUCAUCGCGUUCAGACUGUGCAGUGGAAGGUUCGCAAGGACAGACUGGCUGGCGGUGCUGUCGCCGCUUGUUGGAGGUGCGGCGAGGAGUGGCAACUCUCAGUGUGAUGAUCAUACACGGAAAAAAAAAGAAAAUAAUUAAAUAAAAUAGAAUAAUAAAAAUCUCUUUUCAAAUACCACGAGUGCCCUUCAAGUGGGAUUGUGUAGCUCGGUAGUGCCGUGAGGAAACUGCUUUGAUUGUUUGUCCGUCACUCGCCUUGUCCCUCCCUGUAUUCUGCUGUUAGUAUGGAAACUAUUCGAACUUCUCUUAUCACUUACGAGACUUGUCCGUUUCACAUGUUUAUAUCAGGACCAUUAAGAACUAUUACUGUAGACAUUACCAAGGUAAAGGAAACUUAUGAAAUAUGUGAUACAGCCAGAAGCAACUGGCCAACUCUAACCCUCGCGUACCCACUCCCCCACAAGUGCCCGCCCAAAAAGGGCGUCGCCCUCGGAUAGCCGCCCUCACCUGGGACAGGUAAACUGUAGGCAAGUCACGUUAUCAUGUACUAAGUUAUUAGUUCAUCUCGAGGAGGAUGCGCUGCCCUCCAACGAACUAUCUGACAACACUCGGUGUGAGCGCUUAUAGGUGUGUCGAGUGCCAAGGCCGGAGCCUGGCGCGGCCGCAAAGCCGCCGCUGCCGCCGCUGCUGCCGUUGCUGCCGCUACUGCCGCCGCCGCCGCCGCCGCCGCCGCUGGCCGCCCAGCACCAGGACGAGAGCUCACCAUAGCUCACAAACGUCGGACAAUAGGCGGACAACACUUCAGAUAUUUUCCCUUAUGAGUAUGAAACACUUUUAACCAGUAUUUAAAGGAAAAUGCAUUACAAACUGUAUUUACUCAGAAAAGAAAAAUAUAGCUAUGUCGCCAUUUAGCAUCAGUCUGAACUGACACAGAAAAGUUUGGUUGUAAGGAUGCACAGCCCAGGCAGACACUGCUGCUGCUUCCCGGGGCCGGUGGUGCCCUGCCUCGCUGUCCGCCAGCCACCGUGUCCACAGCUGGUGGCGCGGCCCGUCACAUUACGACGUGUAUAUACUAAUGACGGGAUAUGAUGGUGGGAGUAAGGGCAUCUGCCCCGCCAGGAGUCUUGGCUGAGCCGGAUCACAGCCCAGGUUAUGUCCCGCCUCGCCCUGCCCUGUGCAACGGGGACAUUACAAAUUAAACUGCAGUAAACACAGUGUAGGCCGAAACCUGUCAUGAACCACUCGCCUCAGGGAGUGCUGGUGGCGCCAGGCGACGGGGACUGACGGGACGGGACGGGUUGAGACGAACGGGCCGGGGCAACGACCUUCAUAGAAAAGUCCCUGAACUAAUCAUGUAAAAACAGAGAUGUAUAAAGGCUAUAUAUAGAUGCAUAUAUAUCAGGUGACACUAAGCUUGUUUAUCAGUUAAGACUCUAUUGUUUUUACGCUUGUCAUUCCGUGUAUUUGUGUUCCUCUUCCUUUUCCUCCUCCUCCUCCUCCUCCUCCUCUUCCUCCUUCCCUUGUGUAUAUUGAAGGCUCGCCAGCAGAGAGCGUCAGUCAGGGUGUCAUCGGUGACCGCAUCAGGUGUGGAAUGUUGUUAGUUAGUGUUCUGAUGGCGGCGACGAUGAUUGUACAUACUGAGUCAAGGUAUUCAGACCAAGAGUUUAAGUUUACUAACGUUUUAUGUAAAAAUGUAUAGUAAAGAAAAAAAGGAAUAAUG
Molecule: messenger RNA, 3619 nt
Organism: Portunus trituberculatus (swimming crab)
Lineage: Eukaryota; Metazoa; Arthropoda; Malacostraca; Decapoda; Portunidae
Product: lachesin-like
Exons: 9
Coding region: 187-1632 (481 amino acids)
Cellular component (GO): neuron projection
Source: RefSeq, a predicted model, not a curated record